This is a messenger RNA of Austrofundulus limnaeus, 1575 nucleotides long. RefSeq names its product G-protein-signaling modulator 2. Gene Ontology annotation, cellular component: cell cortex. The record is from RefSeq and is a predicted model, not a curated record. Gene Ontology annotation, molecular function: G-protein alpha-subunit binding; GDP-dissociation inhibitor activity. NCBI's taxonomy places the organism in Eukaryota, Metazoa, Chordata, Actinopteri, Cyprinodontiformes, Rivulidae. Gene Ontology annotation, biological process: establishment of mitotic spindle orientation.
GACUGGGAGGAGAACCUGUUAGCUGGCUCAUCAAAAAACACCAUCAAAGCGUCCACCAGGCUUUUCCUUUUCCACCGGCUGAAAAGCAGGAAACAGAAGAACAACAAGGCCUCUUCUAAAGAUCAGGAGGAGAACCACAGCGAGCACACGGACUCUGAGCUGGAUUUACCCGUGUCUCUAAAGCCGAGGCCACAGGACACCAUAGGCGAGGACAGCUUUUUCGAUCUCCUCUCUCGGUUCCAGAGCAGCAGAAUGGACGACCAAAGGUGUUCACUGAUUGGCCAGAGCCACCUCUCUGCCCGCCCCUCCCCCUCCUCUGCCUUACCUGUAGAGAAAUCCACUUCAAAAGACGACACGUCAUCACAGGAUCCUGGACAUUUCCUGGAGCUGCUGGCCAGCUCCCAGGCCCGACGUCUGGACGACCARCGAGCCAGCCUCAGCCAUUUUCCUGGCUUACGUCUCAGCACCUGCAGCCCGCCGCCUAUACCCUCCACCUCCAACGCAGAGCCAGCCCCACCGUCGGCAAUAACUCCUGCUGCAAACACAAGUCACACACCCUCCCUUUACAAUCAUCUCGUGGACAGUGCUGACCAGCCUGAAGCAGACGACGUCUUCUUCGACAUGUUGGUGAAGUGCCAGGGCUCCAGGCUGAACGACCAGAGGUGUGCCGCUCCUCGUCCCACAACAAAAGGACCGACGGUUCCAAACGAGGAUUUCUUUAGUCUCAUCUUGCGCUCUCAGUCCAACAGGAUGGAAGAGCAGCGGGUCCCGCCCCCCUCUGSUGUCAAUCAAACCAAACCAGGCUGACGUCAUGAAAGAUUUGCCACAACGUAUUAAAUGAAGUAGGCAAGGUUUGUUUCCCACCAUUUUCAUUGCUUUUGUAACCCAUAAAACAAUCGAUCCCUGCCUUUUUUUUUUUUUACAUUUAUUUUUUUAUUUUUGGAUCGUCCUGAGGACGUUCCUGUGAGUUGGAGUGGACUUAAUGGACUUCAAAAAAGGAAGCAGGAUUCCAGAAAAUAAAGGACAGAAGUUCCGCUUUCAUUUUGGGUCACAAAUGGACUUCUUUUUUUUUUUCUUUUUUUUUUUUUUACAUCAAACUCUUUCUGGAGGCUUGCAUCAAGUCACGUCAGACUAAACCUGUAUUCCAACAUUGUUAGGAAAAUAAAAACUAUUUCUGUUCUUUGAUCCUGGACAAUAAGUUUUCACAGUAAAGCCAACUGGRAUAAUGCAGGUUUAAACUGAUCUCAGAUCCGUGCAGCUCUAACUCAUCAUGAGGGCUCAAAUUGCGGAGCUCCACUGAAAUAAGAGGCCAAAUCGUCAACUAUUCUGCUGAGUGCUGGAUUCGUUUACAGUAUCAGCUUCUGGAUAUUGCUUCCGGAGAUUUAAAGACUGUCGCUUUUACUGUGUUAAAGGUUUUACGAGUCGUUUUAUUACUAUAAACCAAAAUGGGAUUUUUUUUCRUCAUUGUAACGAGCUUCUACAGAAGAUUAAAGUGAGCGGGGUGAAUAAUAAUUUUGACUYUUUUAUACUGAUGCCUUCUCCUGACAGUGGAGAAAUAAAAACUCAUUUAAUUUA